This is a messenger RNA of Motacilla alba alba, 20359 nucleotides long. RefSeq names its product fibronectin leucine rich transmembrane protein 2 (gene FLRT2). The record is from RefSeq and is a predicted model, not a curated record. Gene Ontology annotation, molecular function: protein binding. Lineage: Eukaryota; Metazoa; Chordata; Aves; Passeriformes; Motacillidae. Bases 9356 to 11341 code for a protein of 661 amino acids. The transcript has 2 exons.
UGUGUGUGAACAAAAAAUAGCAGUUGGCAAAAGGAAGUCAAGUAGCUGAAAAGACCUCUCUUGAAUAUGAUAUAAAACCCCAUAAAGACAAAUAAACAAUCAUUAAAGUUAUGAGAAUAAGAUUCUCCACCUUCUUUUCAGAGUGGGAAGCAGUCAACAGGAGCUUUUAAUUAAUUUUAAUGGAGGAAAUCUGUUUUAGGGCUUACAAUAAGCUAAUAAAUCCAAGGCACAAAUCCGUGUAAAUUCCUGAACUGUGUGUGGAAGGUACUGAUUGUAUUUCUUCAGAUACUGCGUUUUGCAAUGCAGCAUUCAGCAAAAUAGAAAGCAAGAGGUUCCUUACACAAGGAGUAGGAAAAGAUACUAAAAGCAAGUCAGAUCUCUCCCUCUCUCCCUCCCUCUCUCUCUCUCAUUCCUUCCCUCUCCUUCUCCCCACCUCUCUCUCUGAAAGUCAGGGUGUAUGUUAAAGAGAGGUUUAUUUACUGUAACUAACUUUACAGUGCUUGCAGGGAAAUUAAACCAGUUUAGAGGUUGAGAUUAAUCAGUUCUUGGGUUUAAUAAACCCAACUAUCCCUACAAAAACCCUCACAAAUUUCCAUGGACUAAAUUCCUUGCUUCAUUCACUGACAUGGUCUUUCUCCAAAGAAAGACCUUUACAUAUUUGUAGUUUAAGAUGAAGCUAAUGAAUUGAUUUUUGAUAUAUGUAUUUUUGGAAGGAGAAAAGUUUAUCCUGACAUUUUUUUCAAAACUCUUUAAAGGUACUGUACCUAUAUCCCUAUUCACCUUUCUUUCCUUUCUUCUAUGAAAGAGUCAAUAUAUGCAGAGUUAUCACUGAAACAUAAACUUUGCAUAAUGAAAAAGGUCUAAACAUUGCAUAAUAAAAAAAGACAUAAACGAGUUGAUUUUAAAGUCAUUAUUUCUAUGUGACAAAAGUGAUGCCAGAAUGUUGGUGUUGAUCUUGUUUCUGAAAAUCAUGUGAGGAGAGAAUUCAAGAAGCUGUUUCAGUGGUUGUUCUGUGUGCUGAUAUGCUAGCGAGGCAGUUAAGAGAGUUCAGGCCUGUUGUACUGUAAGUAAAACAAGUCAGCGCACUGUGCAAAUACAAUGUCUAUAAAGCUACCUGUGACUAGAACAGUCAUCAGUGUUUUCCAAAGUCCAAGGCUUUAGCAAGAAGUGGAGCUGGAAUGCACCCAGCGUUCUUAAGAGCUGCUCCUCACACACACGUACACCCUAUAUUUUGUAUAAGGUGAUGUUAUCUGUGUUUAGCUUGGGGAAGUCUGGAUCUAAUUUGAGCCACUGUUACAAGUUACAUUUAUAUCCUGGCCUGCUGGAUAGCUUGAUUUAGGAUGUAGACACAUCUCCUUUGCGCAACCCUACACCCUUCCAGUUGGAAUCUGCAUUACAUAGGCUGUGCUUUCCUUCAAGAAUUCAACUGCUUAAAAUAGCAGUAUCUAAAACGUGGGAUGUCAUUAGGGCUGACUUCCCUACCCUUCCCACAGCAAAGGAGGAGAGACAUAGUUUUACCAAGUGAAGAAAACAAAAAGCAGUUAAAACAAGUACAACUAUCAGGCUUUCCCUGUACUGAACUUUCUAUUUAAAGGACUAGAAAGAAGGCACACUUAAGAUAAUACUGUUUCCAGAAAGGUGAGAGCUUUAUUUCUUAAUCAUUUCUGCUACCUCUUUAAUCUCAAAAUGAGUUCAUUUUUUGUCUAGGAUACUUUCAUAUAACUUUCAGGCUUUCACUAGGCAGAUUCAAAUCCAGUCCAUUACUGACCUCUAUCUGUGAAAAGGGUGUAGUCAAUGGUGUAUUUUUCCCUUCUCCAUAGUGGAUAGGAAGCACAGACUAUAAAUUGUUUUAGUCUUUUAUACCUGCAAGUCACCUAAUUUUUUGGGUUAUCAAUCUUGUAUUCAUUGCAAACAAUGUGAAUUUCAAUUGUUUGAAGCAGGAAAACAAAACUAAAUGCCAGUUCCAAACACAAAAGCACUUUCAAUCCGUUUCAGCUAUUCCAGUGAUAAUAUGAUAAAUAUUUGCAAAAAUAAGAAAAACAAGAAGUAACCAGUGCUGUUAAACAUUAAUACUAAAGGAAUUGCAUUUAUAUUUGUCUGAUGUUAUAAUACUUACUCUAAAGAAAGCUGAACCUGUGUGAAAUUGUAUUGCCCCUCAGUGCUUACAUAAUUGAAACUUGAGAGAAGCACUCAGAUCAGAUAUACUCUGAGUAGAGUUUGUAGUAGCAGGGUGUUUAAAAAAUGUAAGGAAAAAAAAAAUCCAGUGCUGUCUAUAUUAGGAAUACAUGUCAGAGAUCAAGGAAAAAGGGGUCUUUAUAAAACAGAUGGACUUUUUUAGGGGAUUAUUAAACCCAGCUUCCCAAUACUAAUUUGUCUCUUGUUUAUAUCCACAACUAUAUUCCAUAUUUUAGUUAGUGAUUGCAAAUGGCAGUUAAGAACUUGACCAGCAAAAUCUUUGAGUAGAUGACUACCACUGUUUGACAUUUCUCAGAUUGUAGUUGAUUACCUCAGCGCUUGCUAAUGUGAUGUUUUGAGGUGUUUCCUUCCCUCCCCCUUGGGCAAUUUUUUAGGAGUCUUUCUGCAAAGCUUUUUAUUUAUUUCCUCAAGAAACCAAAAGAGCUGGAACUUGCCCCAGAGGUAGAAAAAUUGGUUUUUGGUUUUUCUUUUCCAUUUUUAAACAAAUAUUUUUAUUUUUUUCUCUUAUUAAAAAAAGUAGAAAAGAAUAAUAUACAGCUGUUAUUUUUUAAAAGAAGACUAAUUUGACAUACACUGAAGAUAUGAGCCUCAGUUUCCGUACAGCUAUGUGUAACCCACACAUUUCAAGUAAUUGGCUUAUUUUAAAGAAAAACAACCACAAUAACAUCAUCAUUAAAAUCAUGACAUGUUUUAUUCAUUUAUUUUAAAUACACCGAAACCUUAAUCUAUCGAUGAUACUCAGGAAAGACGUAUUUGAAAUAAAAGCUCUGCUCUGUUUAACAAAUUAUAUUCUCAUCACAUCAAAUAAUAUGCCUCAGGAAUACUACAAUUUAAUCUGCUAUUUUCAGCCACUGGUGAAAGGUGUUUGGACCUUCUUAUACCUUUUCUUUUUUUAAUUGAUGGUUUUCCCAAUUAACAGGUUGUUUGUUUGGGUUUUUUCUGUCUUUGAUUCCUUCUUCUGAUGUGGCCUCUUGAACUGUAUCAAAAUUAAAUACUAGCAGCAACUUAAAUCCAUCAUGCUCUAUUCAGCAUUCCUGAAAACUUAAUGAUGCAGAACAAGGUCUGUAAAGUUUCCCUUUUUAAAAGAAGUCUUGUGUUUCAACUCUACCUAGAAACAGUCUUCUUUAUAUUUUACUUCAAGCUAUGACUGCUUUAUUUGGUUUGGUUUGGGUUUUUUUUUUUUUUUUUUCAUAAAUCUUUUCUAGCCUAAUGUAAUGCAAGGAUGUAUUUAAAAAGGCAUAUGACACAGAAAAUUGUUUAUUGUUCAAAGGUACUGUCUUUGAAACUACUUAAGUCCUUUCAGAAAAAAAACCCUCUUUUGAUAUACAGGAUCAGCUCAUUGCCAGAUUUGGUCCUGCAAAGUGAUGGCUUUACUUUGGCCCCAUGUGAGAGGUGACUUGCUUCCAACAGGCCCUGGUCAGUUCUGAUGGUCUGCAGUGUGUUUUUGCAAAUCCUGACCCAGGCAGAGACAUACCUUGAGCCACAGAAUCCAGUACUUACUUUAUUUUAUCAUCAUUUAUUUUUGAAAAUAUCACAGUGAAAAUGUUUGGAUGAAUUGACAGAAGUUCUGCUCUUUGGCCCAAGUUCUUUGUUGUGUCCAGGUUGUCAUUGGUAAUAUAAUUAUCUUAAAAAUAUCAUAUAGAUAUCAAGCUAGUUCCUUCUCAAUGACUAAAUUAACCUAAAGCAAUUCCAAAAAUUCUCUUUAGACAAAAAUUUCAAGAUUUUUUUUAAUGACUGAGAUCUUGUGGGAGCAUUGCAAGCAAAAGAGUUUGAAAUUCUGUAUCCGAUUUAUUAGACAUCCAUUGUCACGUCCAUCUGGGUUCAGGAAAGCCAGGGCAGGCUGAUGUUACACACUUCUCUCAUAGUAAAUGCUGUAAACUAUAUGGAAGUACUACAUGACCUCUUGAGAGUAGAGAAGGUGAGACCUCUGAAUAAAAAGCCCCAUCAGCACCUCCCAAAACCAGAAAUCAUUGCGCUGCAGUGCUACUCCCAGUUCUCACUGUCAGAUUUUGUCAUUCCUUCACAAAACCAACAGGUCAAAUUAAACUAUAGAGCUUUUUCUGACAGCGCUUCCAGUGCUGCACCACAAAUCUGCACUAGCAGCUCAUACCUGGCCAAGCAGUUCCAUAAGAGCUAGCCAAGAGACAUCAUCUUUAAAAGGGUUCUCUGUGUGGGAAAGUGCUCCAGCAGCAUGUUUUAGGAAUGCUGAGGGGCUUUGGUGAUGCUCACGUACAGUCUUCAAUCUUCACACAGGUUGCAGAGGAUCAAAACAUGGUCAAACUGGAGUCAUAGGGUCAUCAGCUGCAGACCUGUAGGUUCAGAGUACAAACAUUUCUUUCUCUUAAGAUGUCCUGAAUGUUUUUCCUACAGAGAAAAAGAUGACCUUUACAAUGUCAUUGAAAACUACUACCAAAAAAAAAAAAAAUCAAUGUCAUACUGACAGAACAUGAGAAUUAAUAUGCAGUUUUGAAAAAGAAAUGUUGGUUAUAUAUAUGUACAUGCAUAUAUAUACAGUUUUUUAUGGGUUACAUAUAUAGGGACUGUGACUCCUAGUCAUAGAGGUCUCCCUCAGACCUUUCAAAGUACAUAUAAUUAAUAUUAAUUAAAAAUUAAUUUUGUUGGUGAACUGCAAAUCAAAUUAAACAAUAAGAAAAAAGGUAUACUUUUCCUCCAGUGUGUUGGAAAUUUCUAUAGUGGGUAAAAAGCUGAGGGCUGAGGUGCUCCCAAGGGGUAUUGCUCCCGAGAUCAACAGAAAGAGUCUGUCACAAACUGACCUGUGCUUGUGAAAUACAACUUCACAGCUGAAGAACUGCAUUUUAAAUUAUUGUACUGGAUUCCGGACCCAGUCUGUCUCUCUUUCACUGGCAAGUUAAUUUCACAAACACUCUUCUCAUUAUUAGGUAAUACUCAUGUGAAUAAUGAUUUCAGUACCCCAAAGUGAUGUCAUUUAGCUGUAAUUGAAGAUGAUACAACCCCAACAGCAUGUCUCUGAUUAUACUAAUGUGUAUAUGCUUUCAAUAGGAGUUUCUUCACAUGUGUAUAGGAAAACAAGCUAUGUAGGUAAAAGUAAUUUAAGUUACUAGAAUUAUGCCUUUUUUAGGAUUAAAGCAGUAUUUGUGCUUUUCACAGGCACAGCAUACAUAGGUAUACUUUUGUAGAAACUAUCUGCAGACGUGACAUUGUGUGUGCAUAUCAUUUAAUGAAUUAUGGUUUUGGUAAGUGAGGGAGUUUUAGUGACCCUGUUUCAUGCCUUAAAUGCUAACUGAAACCAUGUCAGGUGUCUCUAAAUGAAGGAGUAUGUGUUAGCCAUACCUUAUAAUUUCAUUUGUGAUCUAGGAAGUUUUUCCUAGGUGGUGCUUCUUGUGUCACUGAGAGAUUUGCAUGCAACUAAAUGUACCCUAUUUAUGAGUCUUGUUAGGCUGGUUUCACAGGCCAUCUCACUGGCUCAUCCAAGUUUAACCUUAUUCUUAUCUUUAACCACUUAGCUUUGGAGUUAGUCACAAAUGCUCCCAAGACUACAUAUUAUUUCUUGAGCCAUAUCAGUUGAUAACUUGCUCAUCUUCAAACAACUUCAUCAUUUGUUAUGUAAAAAAUACCCAAACAAACAAAGUAAAAAAAAAAAAAAACAAAACAAAAACAUUUUGAUGCCUGAAUUGGUGUUACCUUUGCUCUGAUGAUUGUAGGACUCCAAUUAAAUAUAUUACUGUUCUAUAUGCAUAUUGCAUCAUGUUGUACCGAUCCAUUACUGUAAGCCCCCCCAUUAUUAGUUAGAGAAGAGAAAGUGGAGGCAGAAAAGACAGGAAAGGCUAACCAACAGCUCACACUUUUCCCUCUAAUAUGCUCAUAACAUUUUCUUUCUUAAUUUAAACUUUUUCAAUACUUCAUCAUUUUAUGCUUUGAACUGUCCAUCAAAAAUUUAUUUCCAAAUCAAAAGAAAUAAAAACCAAGCAAAUAAAACAUGCUGCUAUCCAGCCUAAUAAAUUUCUCCUCCUUUAAAAGAGAUUUAGUUGUCUAAGAACAAAUUUCCUCACAUUGAAGAUGAGUAUACAGUGAGGGACUGUUAAAAUUUAACAGAACAUGAUCACAUACAGACAGUCAUUCUCAUCUAUAUUGCUAAAUCCUGUGUAUCAAAUCGGUAUAUGCCUAACAGUGGUUUUUGAAAUAGCUCGUUCUGGCCCUGUGCCAUGCUUCUCAGUGAAGAGCUGCUUCUUGAACAGUUCAACAGUAAAUUGUAAAAUGCAUUUUGCCAGUGGAAGUAUUUUUUUUUUUAUUUGAGGAAUUACUUUCACUGUUCAACAAAACUAAUUUCAAAACCUUAUUAUUUAUCAGUGGUGCAGCGGAAUUACAAUCUUUACUCAUGGAGAGAAGUGCCUACCACUAUAGCUUUGAAAAUACUUAGGAAAGGAAAAAAAAAAAAUGGACACCUCUCACUCUUUUAAGAAUGUGCACUUUCAAUGCCACAGACAGAGUCAAGUCCCUUAUAUUGCCCAGAGAUGCCUGAGCAUCUGUGGCAAAACAUCUGACAGUAAUGUUACUCUACUUCCUUUAUCCAUGUUGAGCUCCAUAAAAAUCUCCUUUUCAAAUUUUUUUUAUUCAUGUGGUAUUGUGUAUUUAAAAUGAUAAAAAUGUAAAUACAUGCGUGUGGGGACACACACACACACACACACACACACACAAUAUAGAAAAGAAAAACAACAAAAAAGCUUUUUAAAAUAGUUAGAGUAGCAAAAGAUCAUUUAAAAAAAUCUACUUUCUUCUGGAGCUUUGUUAGCAUCUUCCUUUUUUGUUAUCUAACUAGGUAGUUAGUGAUACUGAAGAACUUUGAAAUGGAAACUGUUACAUUAGUUUUUCUAGUUUGUUUGGUUUUCUACUGUAGUGCUUUCCCUCUGCAGUUAAUACAGAACAGUUUUCACAAAUACUACUCCAUUCAAUACAGUCUGAAGAAAAAUGUUGAAAUUUUAUUUAAUUUUUAAUUCUGGAUAUGGGGUUCUGUAUCCCUUCUUGUGUGAUAACCUAGAACCUUAGUUUUUUAGUUUUGUAUAAUUCCAGUAAAAUGCUGUCAUUGAAAACUAAGUAAAGACCAAAUAAACAACAAAAACCCACUAAAACAAACCCAAAAGCAAACCAAAGGACACCCAAGCCCACAGUUCUGGAGCUGUGGAAAUCUCAAUACUAACAAGAUGGUUGUUUUCUGUUCCAAACUGGAUAAUCUUAUCAGUAUCUAUUUAACUUUAUAUUUCGCACCACGUACAGGUUUGUCUAUUAUCACCGAAUUCAAACACUCAGCUCUAUUCUCAGAUCAGUACAGUGGAUCUUUAUAAAUCUGGAAUAAAUGAGAUGUUAGAGUUGCUGCCAGCAGCUCUGGCAACAGAACUGUUGAUCUGCCCAGAUUCUCUUUCCUGCAAAAAUGUCUUAUCAGCACAUCCACACAUCCUACACGGUGUGACUGUGAAUUUACAGAUAAGAGGACAGAAUGACUGAAAAUGGAUGGAUGGCAUGAUCAUAAAUAGGUCAUGAGUUACCAACUGUGGAGCUUGAUCCUGACACCAGGAGAGGCAAUUAUAAAUUUUAGAGCCCUUCAAAGGAUAAGGAGGUCUCUAGGCAGAAGAGUUUUAACUCUUCACCCUUCAUUUGUCCAAAACUGAAAGUACAUAAAUCAGUCCAUAUGAGCAGAGAUGACUCUGAAAUUCAUAACCACUCAUCUCUGUGACAUUGAUGGAAACUCUAUUGAAUCAAAUGCAUGAAUAUUCUAAUUAUGAACCUCUGAUAUUCAGAACUUCCCUUAGGCCAUCAAUAUCUCACACGCAAUCAUAUUUUACAAGCUGCCUAAUGAUUGCCUGGUUAUACAUGUGCUGACCCAGAGAAGGCAUCCUCUAGUAUAGCCAACCAGCUGCAGAAAGAUGAUCCUUUUUGAGCUCUAGGAGAAUAAACACUUUUAAAUUUCAGAUAACAUCAGUGUCAGUUCACAGGCUGCUUGAGUCUUGCGAAAAAAUACUUGGCAAUCUUGGGAAGGGGUGUUUAAAUAUAGCACUGUAUAUUGUCUUGUGUUGAUUGAUAGCCAAUGCUUGUCGAAAGACAUUCUUUUUAACUCUUCCACUGCAAUGCUAAAAGAUUAUCUCCUGAUUAAUACAAUAAAAAAAGGAAAUAAAAAAAAAGACCUGGAGCCUUGCUAUGAAAUUUGCCUUCCCACGGUCUGGGGCACUUUUAUUGACAUAUGUUUGUAUUCUGGUAGCAGCCUACUACUCUCCUAUUUGUCUCUUUCACUGCCUCUAUUUUUUAAAUACAUGGGGCACUAUAGGCUGAAUCAGAAUUUUUAGUUAGCUCUUCAGAUAAGAAGGAUUUUUCUUUUAAGCUGGAGAUCAUCCUCUUAUGUCUGUCAUGUCAGGUGCAUUGAGGACAAGUAUCCUAAAGAUACUAUCAAAACUAAUAAUAAUACUCAUGGAAGCUUUUAUUUUCAUUUAAAUACUUCUCAUAUCAUUUUCAAAAGUCAAGUAUUGAAGUACUGUGCCAAAGGGAAGAUAAAAGCUGGAAAGGGAAAGUAACUAGAAAGUAACUGAAAAACAGGAUGGAACUGACUAAUCAAAAUUGUCCAGACCUAAUGAAGUCCAGAGAUAAACAAGUUUAUGUGCAGCAGAAAAUCAGAAUGUCCUAAUUAUCACAGUUUUAACCACCUAAGCUGAGAAGAAAAGCUGAGAAGAAAAUGACUGCCAUGAGAGGGAGAAGUAGGACAGUACACCUUCUAGAAUAAGGCAUACCAGAUCUGGCAGAUAGUGAAUAUGAGGACUUCACUGACUUGAGAAAGCUGACAGAAGCCAACAGACUUCAGUGAAAUACACCUCCAAGCACAGAGACUUUUGGUAGCUUUGAAGUAACCUGUGGUUCAUUUGCAAAGACACGGCUACUGGUUCUUUCAGCACACAUGGAGGAAGGCAACAAACAUUGUAACGCUGGCUAAUAAGACUGUGUUUUCCUUAUCAGAAGUAGGAGGAAGGCCAAUUAUAAAAGGAUUAUUUUAUGCUUAGCCUCCAGGACUUUAACUCUGGCCUGAACACUGGACAUAAAUAGAAGCCAAUUUUAAUGACCUGAGAUUUUGUUACCUGUGCAUUAUUAUUGUUAUCAGUUCUUAAACACUUUGGUACUUUAUUUCUUUAAAUUAGAAAUGGGUUUGUGGACUAAAAUGUGGCCCAUAGAUUGGGCUCUUCUCAUGAAAUCAUGGCUUAUCAUUUCCCUGGGGCUCUACAUACAGGUCUCCAAAACUUUGGCCUGCCCAAAAGUUUGCCGCUGUGACCGAAACUUUGUCUACUGUAAUGAACGAAGCUUGACCUCAGUGCCUCUUGGGAUACCGGAGGGUGUAACCGUCCUCUACCUCCAUAAUAACCAAAUUAAUAAUGCUGGAUUUCCUGCAGAGUUGCACAAUGUCCAGUCUGUGCACACAGUCUACCUGUAUGGCAAUCAAUUGGAUGAAUUCCCCAUGAACCUGCCCAAGAAUGUCAGGGUUCUCCACCUGCAGGAAAACAACAUUCAGACCAUUUCACGUGCUGCUCUUGCUCAGCUUUUGAAGCUGGAAGAACUGCACCUGGAUGACAACUCCAUCUCCACUGUUGGCGUUGAGGAUGGGGCAUUCCAGGAAGCCAUCAGCCUCAAGCUUCUGUUCCUGUCCAAGAAUCACUUAAGCAGUGUGCCAGUAGGCCUUCCUCUGGACUUACAAGAACUUCGUGUAGACGAAAACCGAAUUGCCGUCAUUUCAGACCUGGCCUUCCAGAAUCUUACAAGUCUGGAGCGUCUGAUCUUGGACGGCAAUCUCCUCACUAAUAAAGGCAUAGCUGAAGGCACUUUUAGCCACCUGUCCAAGCUCAAGGAAUUCUCAAUAGUUCGGAAUUCACUGACUUAUCCUCCUCCCGAUCUUCCAGGUACACAUCUGCUACGACUUUACUUGCAGGACAACCAGAUAACCCAUAUACCACUUACAGCCUUUUCAAACCUCCACAAACUGGAACGUCUUGAUAUUUCCAACAAUCAACUUCGGAUGUUGGCAAAGGGAGUAUUUGAUAAUCUCCAUAACCUGAGACAACUCACUGUAAGGAAUAAUCCUUGGUUAUGUGACUGCAGCAUUAAGUGGGUCACUGAAUGGCUCAAAUUUAUUCCUGCUUCCAUCAAUGUACGUGGUUUUAUGUGCCAGGGACCAGAGCAGGUCCGAGGUAUGGCAGUCAGGGAGCUCAAUAUGAAUAUGUUGUCAUGCCCCACCACCACCCCUGGUCUGCCACUGAUCAUCACCCCAGUCCCAGCUACAACCAUGCCGACUACAUUAGUUCCCAGCCCAUCAUUUCCUCCCUCAAGUAGUAAAUAUAAUCCUCUCACUCCCAUCAUAGCCACACUCCCCACUGUGCCUGACAGGGAGGACAGAGAAAGGGUGACACCUCCUUUGUCUGAAUGGAUUCAGCUCUCCAUCCAUUUUGUGAAUGACACUUGCAUCCAAGUCAACUGGAUGUCACUUUUUACAGUAAUGGCAUAUAAACUCACAUGGGUUAAAAUGGGCCAUAGUCUGGUAGGAGGAAUUGUUCAUGAACGAAUAAUUAGUGGUGAGAAGCAGCAAUCAAGCUUGGUAAAUCUGGAGCCCAAAUCCACUUACCGGAUUUGUUUGGUUCCACUGGAUACUUAUAACAACUACCGGACUGGAGACGACACUGUCUGUUCAGAAGCCACAACCAAGGCUUCCUUUUUCAAUGGCAGCAACAUCCCUUCCAGCCAUGAGCAGACAACUUCUCAGAACCUAGGCUCCCCAUUUCUGCUGGCAGGGUUGAUUGGGGGUGCAGUGAUAUUUGUCCUCGUGGUCUUGCUCAGCAUUUUUUGCUGGCAUAUGCACAAAAAAGGUCGUUACACCUCCCAGAAGUGGAAAUAUAACCGGGGCCGUCGGAAAGAUGACUACUGUGAGGCAGGGACCAAGAAGGACAACUCCAUCCUGGAGAUGACGGAAACCAGCUUCCAGAUUGUCUCCUUAAAUAAUGAUCAGCUCCUUAAAGGAGAUUUCAGACUGCAGCCCAUUUAUACCCCAAACGGGGGCAUUAACUACACAGACUGCCACAUCCCCAACAACAUGCGAUACUGCAACAGCAACGUCUCAGACCUGGAGCACUGUCAUACGUGAUAGUGAGGGACCAUGGGGGUCUCUAGGACAAGGAGAAAAAAAACUCUAGAAAAAAUAAGCCCCCCAAGAAUAAUGAAAAAAUUACAUUUGAUAAAUGUUACACAGAUGCAUUUAUGCAUUUGAAUACUCUGUAAUUUAUACGGUGUACUAUAUAAUGGGAUUUAAAAAAAAAAGUGCUAUCUUUUCUAUUUCAAGUUAAUUGCAAAUGGUUUUGUAACUCUUUGCUUUUUAAAUCUUUAAAAACUAUUGCUGAGUACUGUACAGGGUUGUACAAUAAGAACCCAAUGUCAUGGCAAAGGAAAGAAUGACUCAUUCUUCAAACAUUAACCACUUUGCUGUCGAAGCAGUCUGAGGGAUGUUAAGUUUCUAGGUGUCCUGGAAUACAGGAAAAUAAGUGCAUAUUAAAACAGGGUCACUAGGAACAGACAAAAGCAAUUCAGAUAAAAUGGGCACAACCCUUCUGACUUGAACCCAGCAGUUGCUAUUGAGCUUCAAACAAUUGGAAAUACAUCCUUUCCUCUUUGUCAGGUCUGCACUUCUCACCUCCAACUGAAAGCUGGAGUUCUGAGUGCUGUCAAAAAAGCUGCUCUCUUGUUUGAUUAGUUUUCUUUCAAUCUGCUUGGAAUAGGAAACGUGGAAAGAACUCAGUGUCAAACUCAAAGUGACCUUGAUUCCUAUUUGCAAAAGUUGCUCUGAAAAUGUCCCCAAUACUAUAUACAUUAUCUCAGAAACUGUUUGUGCUUUUCAUUAGGAUUAAGAAGCUUUAGGCAUUCUCCGACCCUUCUCAGUUGGAGGUGAAGGUUAUGUAACAGUAUGUAACAGAGAGCUGUCAUUAAGUUGCACUUCUUAAUAGAGCAGCAUUUGUUGACAUAGCGUGUUCAGGUAAAGCCAGAAUCAGGGAAAUUCUGGGUGCUCCCAGCUCCGCAGUAUUCAUGUAUGUGUUCAUGUAAUUUGAAAUCUAAAAGUGUGCACUGCUGAAAACAUGGUGCAAAAUAUAAUGGCAAUGGAAAGGUUUUGCUAAUAAUUUGUAUGACUCAAUCCUUGUUUAACUUAAGGUCCUGAGUUAGGUUCAGUAUGGAGAAAUAGGGGAAAAAAAGACAAAAAGAGAAAACAAACAAGAAAUACAUUGUAAAAACUUAUUUAGUACUGGGAAGACCUCGGGGCCUAUUAUAAACUGAAAUAUCUUCAGUGGGGAAAAUCAUGUACAAAUCUUUGUGGGUUUUGUUUGUUUAUUUGUUUUGUUUUUUUCCUUCCCAAUUAAAGUAUACACAGACUGACAUUAGCUAAGCAUUUGAUUGACUGGAGAAUUUUGAGAACACAGGUACAGAGUGUCCCUCUGAAUUGUCUUUCUUUUACCUGACGCAUUUUUGAGUUUUCCAUAAUGAUUUCUGCUUCACAAGCAGUAGCUGUGUUUAAAAUUUCAUUUUUUUAUACCCUCAGAUUCUUCUCAGUCCUUGAGCUUUUCAUGCACCAUGCAAAAUAUCAUAAUGCAGCUCUCAAAAUUAUGUAAUAUUUCAGCCACUCUGUUAACUCAGUGACUGCCAAGAACUGUGGUGGAAUCUAAUUAUUUGGAAGUUUUUCAGUUUGCUUUUUUAUAUUUCGGGUUUUUUCAGUUUUCUUUUUUAACAUAGCUAAUUGUCUCCUGAGUUUGGGGACAAGCUUAAGCUACACCACAUUGGGAAAACAAAAAAAAAACAAAAAAAAAGACAAAAAAAAAAAAAAAAAGAAAAAAAGAAAAAAAAAACCACAAAAGAAAAAAGAUAGAGACAAAACUUCCCUGAGGUAGUAGGGAACGAAAGAAAGUUUUACAGUGAUCACCUAGGGAUAGACAGAAAGUUGCUGCAUGCAGAUUUGAAGAAUUUUCACAUUGGAAUUCUUAGACUUUUCACUUUAUGAAGCUCCUUAUGCUGGAAGAGAGGUUUUUUAAUCCUUUCCUUCACUCAUUUCACUCAACCCAUUCUUGAAACUCAGCAAUCUAUGAGCAUGUAUUUUCUGAAAUUCAGAUCACAUGAUAACACUAAUUUUCUGCAAUGACAAAAUGAACCCAGUUAUGAUUGAUGGCAAAGUACGACCAUUUUGUAAGGAACCACAUCCUCCCACCAACACCUUUAAAAAUCACAUUUUGAAAUUCCAGUCUAUAUUCUACAUAUUAGCUAUUUACUCCAACUAUAGCAGGUAUUCUGAGCAACCUGUGUGGCUACUGUAAUAGUUAAGUCACUAAAAUUCUACUGAUUAAAAGUUUACCAUAUGAUUUCAAAUAGCAUAAUCCUAGGUAGAAAUGUCUAUGCAAAGUGGACGGGUUUUUUCUGUCAUCUAUUUACUGAUGAUAAGGUUUAUACACUUGGGCUUUGGUUUUUGGUUUUGGUGGUUUUUUUGGUUUUUUUUAUUUGUUUCAUUUUGUUUAACAUAUCUUAGAUGCCACAGCUCAAAAGACAAGCAGCAAACAGUUAUGCUUCUGCUCACUUCUGUUGAAUGCUGGAGUUUGCUUGAAGUUAAGCAGAGCCAGUGAUUCCCAUUGGGUGGACAUAGUAUUUAAUUUCAAUGAAAUAACUGGUUGUACAUUCGGAUUCAAAAGGCCUCCUUUGAAAGUACAAGUUUACUAGUAUUUACUGAUGCAGGAGGAAUCUUCUGUUCUAGACCUCAGUAUACUAUAGGCACCUUAUUUGUAGCAAUUGACUUAUUCAGGGAGUUUGGCCUGUACUGCAGGUGAAUGAUCCACAAGCCCAACCUGAUGACAGCAAAUCUGGUAACUUAUAGAAUAGGGUGAAAAGAGAAGGCAUUCACAAAAUGUUGAUUUUGAUCUUGAAUGAUGAAACAUAUAUAUGUAUGUGUAUAUAUAUAUAUAUAUAUAUAUAUAUAUAUAUAUAUGUAGACUAUGACUCGCUUACCUAGAUCAAAAAUCACAAUAAUAGUAAAGAUAGCCUACUUUAUGCUUCUCUUCAGUAUGAAAAAAAAAAAAAUCAUUUGGUAUGUGAUACUGACCAAAGUUUCUUUACUAUAUAGGAUCUUCUGAAAAAGCUAGCACCUUAUACUAAAAUUUGUGGCUUGAGCUGGCAAUAUUAUCUAAAGAAAAUUUCAGAGUUGUAGUCAACUGAAGGGUCAUAUCUGUAAUUUGAAGAAUGUUUCACUCUAUUUAAUUGUUCCUUAGCUCCAAAAGGGUUAAAGUAUUUCAACCUACAACAGAAUUUGGGACUUCUCAAAGUGUCAGCCUCACAAACAUCUGAGUUUUCAUUUCAGUUCCCACCUAGAUAAGCACUUAGCAAGCAAACUUCACCAGGUAAAGUAUGUAGAAAAAGUCAGAGUUAAAAAUAGACAAUGAUCUUUUGGCAAUAUAAAGUUUAAGACUAGUAGCUUUUUCCUUGGGCUUUGUAAAACUUGGGUGAUCUUCACUUAGGACAUAUAUCCAAACACAUAUAAUAACUAAAGGCUAUAGAGCAGAAGUGCCAAAUACGUACAUGUGCAACUCACUCAAAAUGUUCACUUUUAACUCCUGAUUUGAUCAAGUUCAUUGGCUCUAGGGACAAUUUUUUUUUCAGUCAAAAUCUCACCCAUCUUCCAUUGUAUACUGCUAAUAGUUGACCUAGACAUGCAGAAAGAUUGGUGAAUAGAAUAAAAUAAGCGUUUAAGUGAAAUUGUGUUAAAGAAGUAUCACAACACUGCUGUUCCCAGUACUUGGCUUCCUUCUGAAUACAUAUAUAUUUACAAACAGGUCCUUAUUUUCAUGGAUUCUGUCACUUUAAUAAGUGCUACUUGCAUGUGGCUUGCUGGCAGAAACAAACACCUGAUUAAUGCAUGGACUUUAUGUUAACAGGUUCUUAUUGCAACAUUAUUACUGAAUUUCUUUAUAAGAAUAUUUAGGAAAUAAGCUACUUUGAUCUGAAAAGAUAUUAGCAGUUUUCCAUGCAACCCAAUAAAGGACUGCAGUGAAUAUCAUGUAAAACAGAAAAAUAAAGUAGCACAUAAUAUUUGCUACUAGAGUAGUUCAACUAUAUUUUUCUCUGAAGAAUUUUCUUUUUUUCAUGAGAACAAGUUUCUCCUGAAAAAUGUAUUAAUUUAAAUUUUGCAAACAGAAAAACUACGCAUAUUGAUAUUAUUAUUGUAAGGGUCUACAUAAGGCACUUUAUUAAUGGCAUUGAAGUGAAAGUUCAGUCUCAGCUUUUGACAGUAAAGUGGUUAAUUCCCAUUGAAUUCUACAUUUAUAGUACUUCUUCACCUCAAAUUUAACAUGGAGAUAUUAAAGGUUUUUUUUCCUUUAGAACAUGAGAAUAAUGGUUUUACACAUGACUUAUCUUUACAGUUCAGUGGAAAAACAAAACAGAAGUGAGUGCCAAAACCAAAAGUUACUGGCUCUGAACCUCAUCAAAUCCUGCCCGAUGCUCUCUUUUAAACACAGAGAUAAUCCUGGGAAGCUGAUGAUCACUCCUUCCCCGAACUCUAUUGAACAGGGCACUUUGUAUCCCAGAUGAUACUACAGGCAAUAUUGAAGCAUUUGGCAUUAAACUUUUGUACAGCAGAGAAUGUUUUACUCUUUAAAAGGACGCUGGCUAGUAGUCCAUAUGGAAAACUAGCACAGAAGAGAUUUGGCAACCUUUUAUUACACUGGGGCUCUGUGGAAAUGUGCCUCCUGAGAGCUGAAUUCUGAUCCUCUCAGAAACAGAUAAGCUACUAAACAAAUUGUUAUCAUAAGUUGAUCCGGAAUAUCUUAAGAUAAUCUUUCAUAAAAUUGAUUUAAACUGAGAUAUGCACACUUGAUUCUGUUCUGUGUUUGGUAUACUUUCUAUCUUUAACAUGGAAAACUAGAUGGUUUGAAGUCUGCGUUACCUGUUUUCUGCAAUCUGCCAUGUUGCACGCAUUGUUAACUUCAAAACCUCACUAUACACUAUAUAUUAUCUUGUUGACAUAUUCAGUAAAGAGUUAUUUAAAAAAUACAACAACGUUGCUGUAUUUAUAUUAGCAAGUUAAUUAAAAUAAGGAUGUGGGUACCUGAAAGGGACAAAAAAUAUCCAUCUUUUGUACUUUCAUUCAUGGAGAUAUAUUCAGAUGAUCUAUGAUCAGAUUUUUUCAUGUUCAAUCCUAUCUUCAGUUUCUAAAAGACAAAUAUUAUUUGUCUCUCAAAGAGUUAAAUAAUUUUUUACCUCAGUUUCUCAGAUUUACUCUUAUCUUUAAAAAGUUAUUUCUUUCCAAUAUGAAUAUAGAAAAGCAAUGUAAAAUGAGAACAGACUGUACUCCAGUGUUUGCAAUUAAUAGGUACACUUAUGGAGCUACAUAUGCCAAUAACAAAUAUAUAUAUAUAUGUGGAAGCUGUGACUCAUUAUAUGCAUAGCCAGUUGAUAAAUGCAUUAGACAUUUAUGACAUGACAAUCAUGAUUCUGUUUUUUACCUAUUGUUAUCUAUUUAAUCUGUUUUCUUGACAUGAAAUAUGACUUUUUUUUCCAAUUCUCCCUUUAAAAUUGUUCUUGAAUUUUCAGAAUGCGCAACAUUCAUACAUAAGCCUUAAUAAAUUUUUGUAUAAAGCAAAUCUUAUACAUAACAUAUAUGGUAAUACAUACUAUGUAUAAAGAGAUGGUUUAGCUACUUAGAAAUGGAAAUUACCCUGCUUCUACUUCCACAUACAAGAACUAAUUUUUUGUUUUACUGGAAAUUGAGACGCUUAGUGCUAUUUUAUUUCAAAGGUUAGAAAUUUAAUAUUGUUGAGUGUCUCAGUUCCUCAACAAAUUAUCUUACUCUCUUUCUUGACCCCUAGUAUCAUGUAAAACUACCUAGGGCUGGUGUGUCAUAUAUCCACACCUAGCCCUGCCUCUUUCCCCCUGUCUAUGCUUCCCCUCAUUUGAUGUUUCUACUGAAGCACAUUAGACCCUGAUAACUAAAUCUACUUGCCCUACCACACGAGGGUGGACAAUAGAGAUAAUGAGAACGACAAAUGCCUGCCAUCAGUUAUGUAUUUCUGACAAUGAGGGAAUCAUUAUUUUCAAUUGAUAAUAUUUUCUGUCAAAAAAAGGAGUUUACAACCACUGACUUCAUCAGGUAAUCUUUUGAUAACACAAAAUUAUUUAUUGUAGCAAAGAUAAAACUUUAUUUUAAUACUUCUAAGCUCAGUUCUCUGGAAUUUUUCAUACAUGUGCAAUUGUGUAUAAAUUUCUUGUGUGUAGAGGAUUUAACUACAAAGAUCUCUCAAAGAAAGCACAUGGAGGAGUAUUUUUCAUUAUUGUUCAGUCAAAAUUUUUAAUAUUCCACUUUAAAAAGAGUUCUUCCAUGAAGAAGUGCUAUAGUACCACAUGGAGAAGGUACCACAUUGAAGAAGAGUUAUGGUACCACAUUCCACCAUUAAAGUAGGUAACAAAUAUUUUAAUUCUACUUGAAAUGCCACUGUCCACAAAGGCUGAAACUAAAAAAUUGCUAAAAUACUUCCAUUACACAGAGAGAGACUUGGUGAAUUUUUUACCAAUAAUUUCCUUUCCUGGAACAAAUUAGGACAUUUUUAUGGUGAAACCCUGACCCCACUGCCUUCAACUAUAAAUCACAAUACUGUAUAACAGAAGGAUUAUUAAAACAUGCAAUAUGACACAUUGUACAGCACGUCACACUGUGUAUCCCCAAAUUAAAUAUAUCAACUGAAAAAGGCAGUAGGCCCACGCCUCUCUUAUGAAACCUGGGAAAGUUGUGAAAAAGAUUGUGCAGAAAAUGAGAAGGGAGUUAAGUAUGUUCUGAGCAACACUGGCCAAUAUAAAGCCAUACAAGAUAAGGACAUUUAAAGCCACAAAUGGGCCAGUGAGCAUAAAAAGAACAUUCUUUUUUCACAUAAACACAUGCUUUUUUUGAUUAUAACCUCAUAUUAUGGCUAAAUUGUGACUGAAAAGUGCAUGUAUGAAUACUGAGAAAGAAAGAAAAAAGAAAAGAAAGAAAGGAAAAGAGAGUGUUUGUUUGACUUUCUAGUCAAACAGUAUAAAUGACAGUCUUGUAAUCCUGACCUCAUAUAUUUUCCACAAACUGCUGUGGGCAUUCACAGGUCAGGAACCAAUACAUAAUUCAUUGCUCUCUGACUUGCAAUGCAAAUGAUAGGAAUUUCUUCUCGUUUAGAAAAUGUGCUAAGAAAAUUUGAGAGUUGAUGUGAAGUCAAGUUCUGCAGUAUAUGCUGAUGUGAACAAUGAUAUUUAUCCAAGCAGGGCAUUAGAAUGUGUUUGUGAGGACUGCAGAAGCACAUUAUUUCAGGCAUGCACAUUGUUUCAUUUUGAAGAAAAUGCCGUACCUGAUAAAAAGUACAUAUGGGUUAUCAAGAAGAGAUGACUUAGAAAAAUAAAGUAGAAACCUGAGUAAGGGGAGAUAUUACAUAUUAUUACAGUUAUUUUAAUAGUAUACAGUUAAGUACUUUAGGCAAUUUAAAAAAGGGUUCAUAAAAGUAUUGAAGCUUUUCAUAUUUCCCAUCCCUAGGAGGAUGUAUUUUAUUUCCAAAUCACAAGAAAUUAGAUUAUACAGCUUUUUACUUACAUCUUCGUUGGAGGUUAGUUUUGAAGUCAGUGUUUCCUUUUUUUUUUGUUCACUUUGUUUGUUUGAGGAUUUUGCAUGGACUGAUUAAUUUUAUCAGCUAUGGAGAGAUUGAGGAAUAGACUACUUUAUAUGCAAUACUUGCUUUCAUGAGAAGCAAGUAGCAAGUAUAUGUCUAGAGUUUUCUGAUUUUGUUUUGGUUUUCCCUUUUGUAAUUUAACUUUACAAAAAUGGAGCAAAUUUGAAGUAGAACAAAUUCCAACUAUUUUCUGGUGUAAUAUACAGUAGUAGAAAGAACAUAGUUUGUAUUCUUUCUAAAAGAAGACAAUUUAGGAAUACUGAGUUAAGAAAAAUUAUUUUAAACUUUUUUGAUAACAAUUUUCAGUUGAAUUAAUAAUUUUUCUACAUUUAGUUACAAUAGUCAUGCUGAGAAUUUGAGCUAGAAACAGUAAGUAACAAUGAUUAAACUCAGUAUUGUGGUUAUAGGAACUUUGGGUUCAUAGGUUCAGUUUUACGGAUUAUUAUUAGCAGCUGCACAAAGAGAAGGGAACAAAGGUUGCUUCUUCUCUAAAGUAUCAGAUUCCUUUCUGCAGAGAUUGAGGAGGAAAUACAGCUACUUCACAGGGCUCUCCUUCAAGAAACAAGGUGGCCAGAACAGAAGGAAAGUACAUGCAGCCAUGGCAUUUCUCUUUGAUGACUACAGAAGCUGGCAGAAAUAAAGCUGAAUCAUAUUAUGAGGGAUGCAGCAAAUUACAGGUGUUCUGCAUUAUUAUAUGGGACAUCUGGUUUGUCCAGAACCCUGUUAAGGUGCCUUCACUGAGGUCCAUGCUCUUGGAGGGCUUAUGUCAAAAGGUAAAACCCACGCCCAUAAAAGCAUGGAAGGAUCUGUGUUUUACUUUGUUUUGCGCAUCUUUAAUUACUCUUUCCUGUAAGUUCUGAAGUGCCACCUACACCACCAAGUUCAAGAAGGAGUGUGCAACAAGGCAGGUUUGAAAGGUCACAUUUUUGAUGACUCUCCUUUUAUUAAUGCAAAUAUAUGGACAAAACAAUGUCCUUGCAGGCAAGAUUCCAAUCCACAGCAGAUGUGAUUGAUCAUUGUGUUAGCCAUCAGAUCAGACACUACUUCCAGGUUUUUUUCUCCCUUAUUUCUUGUCAAAACUAAGACUAAAACUGAAACUAAGCAGUUUGUACUAUUGCUUAUUUGUCACAACCCAAGGAAAAGGUUUCUGCAAAACCAUUUUACCUGCAAACUGUGAUGAUUACCCAGCAAAGCUAAGCUACAGAAAUGCUGCCAAUACAGGGAACCAUUUUUCAUGAAGUUACAUCUUCUACUGUGAUAUCAAUUCAGUUUAUAGCCAGACUAUGAAAAAUCCAGAGGCACCAAUCUCAAAUUUCUUUUGCUUUUACCUCAUUUCCUUUAUGUUGCAUUAACCUUCUCUAGCAUGAUUGGCUUAGAGGACAGACUGCUGCUUGAUGCCUCAUAUGGUUAUCUGAUUUAUUAGCUCUUACAUCUAAGAUUAAAUCAAGAAAAACUAA